This is a messenger RNA of Ananas comosus (pineapple), 1274 nucleotides long. RefSeq lists its product as uncharacterized. The record is from RefSeq and is a predicted model, not a curated record. Lineage: Eukaryota; Viridiplantae; Streptophyta; Magnoliopsida; Poales; Bromeliaceae. The transcript is spliced from 10 exons. The coding region runs from base 16 to 1134 and encodes 372 amino acids. Gene Ontology annotation, cellular component: chloroplast.
GACACGUGUCUUUAGAUGGGGGCACCCAAUAUGAUCCUCAUUGCGAAACAGCCGAGUCUCGCCCGAACCAGCGCUUCACACAAACCCAGAAACAGAAGCAGAAGCAGAAGCAGAAGCACCAUGCUUCUUUCUCCGGCUUAUUAUCGCCCACUCCGCUUCUUACAAUCUCCUCCUCCUCCUCCUCCUCUUCCUAAGCGAGAUUCCUCAACUGGAUCUCCACAGUUUCCUAGAAAAGGAGUUCGAGUCCCCUCAAAUACCAAACCCCGAGCGCUUUCUCCCAAAACGGAGGACGAUACCGAGCGAAGAACCAUAGGUUUGAAAAGCGCUGGUGGAGGAAGCCCAUCUAGAAGCUUCUUGUCUCUUCUCUGCCCCCUCCUCAAGUUUUUUGGUGGAGGAGAUCCCUCGCAGGAACGCAACGACAUUAUAGAGGUUGCAACAUCUUCGUUGUCGAGCUUGGCUCGGCUUCCAUGGGGAUCGAAAUCGACAAAUGGCGGUGGAAGCAGCUUAAAUUCUUCGGAAAGUCCAACAAACUUGCAGUUAUACGAAUUCGAGGCAUGCCCCUUUUGUAGGAGAGUCCGAGAAGCAAUGACAGAGCUCGAUCUCUCUGUAGAGGUUUAUCCUUGCCCAAAAGGAUCACUAAGACAUAGAGAAAUUGUUAGAAAUAUUGGUGGGAAAGAGCAGUUUCCUUUCCUUGUUGACUUAAACACUGGCAUGUCGAUUUAUGAAAGUGGAGAUAUUGUGAAAUACUUGUUCCAACAAUAUGGCCAAGGAAGAAGCCCCACAUUUGGGCUCUUGGAGAGCACAAUUUUUACGGGAUGGGUGCCUACACUUCUUCGAGCAGGAAGAGGGAUGACGCUGUGGAAUAAAGCAGGAGAACAGCCUUCCAAGAAAUUGGAGCUUUUCUCGUAUGAGAACAAUGCUUUUGCCAGGAUUGUUCGCGAAGCACUAUGUGAAUUGGGGCUUCCUUACAUUCUCCAGAAUGUUGGAGAAGGGUCAUCAAGAUCUCAGCUGCUCGUUGAUUUAUCAGGUUCCAAAGAGGUACCGUAUCUGAUCGAUCCGAACACAGGAUUUCGAUCAGGUGACCAUAAGAAGAUAUUGUGUUACUUGUUUCAGACAUAUUCCGUUGCAAUCUAACCUCUAGUUUUCAUUUCCUAGUUCUUCUUGGAAAAAUAAUAUCCGAUCAUUAGCCAUGUAAGAUCCGAAACACACUGAGCUUUUACACUGCUAAUUAAUUUUUCGCAUCAAAAUCCUUUUCCAAUAUGUUAACUUGGUCA